AUGGCCCACGAUGAGACUCGCAGCGGCCACCAGCCGAGCCUCGAUCAAUCACGGCCCUCGACGGCGAUGCGCGUCGAGGACGGUUCUGCGACGGACACUGAGCCGCACGACACCGAGCACGAAUUGCACGAUGCCGCGCCCCACGACGGCGCCGACGCCGCAGACGAUUCCCUUCUCGAUCCUCACCCUCUACCAACAAUCGCCCCUCCACCACCCCAGGCCGCAUCGCCAGGCCGUCCCGAGAGCAGCCUCAUCGAGACGACGGCCGUCGACCAGACGCGCGCCCCCGACGAGACCAUGACCGAAGAGGCCGUCCGCCGGCACCUGCAAGACGUCGAGUCGAGCUUCCUGCCCACGCUGUCGCCCAUCGCCACGGGCUCGACCAACGGCGAGGGCGGCGUCGACGACUCGUACGUGUUUGACUCGCCCGACAAGGCCGCGGCUCGCCCCCUGCCGCAGCGCGACGACGACAACGACGACGACGCCACGGCCGUCAGCAACACCACAUCCAACCUCGAGACGCUCGACUCGUCGCCGACCGCCGCGGCCGCCGCGAGGACCAUUUCCCGCGCCGUCAGCAUGGCGACGAAUCCCGGGGGGGACAGCAUCAACGCUCGGGGAGACAGCAUCUACGGUCCUGGCGAGGACAGCAUCGCCGACGAGGACGCCGCCGCCGCCUCCACGUCGCAGUCCGUCUCCGAAAGACUAGACGCGGGCAGCACGCCGGGCAACUCGCUGCGCGUCGGCAAGCGCCCGCGAUACCUCCGCAGCCGCUUCGGCAGCCAGCGCUCGUCGACGUCGUCGUUUGUCACCAACCCCGAGUCCCACGACGGCAGCGAGGCGACCGUCGGCCACGGCCUCGACUACGCCCUGCACUCGGGCGGCGCGGUGCCGGCCUCGGGCAUGCCGCGCGGGCCGAGCGUCGGGCUCCCCCGGGCCAUCAGCUUCGGCAGCGUCGCCUCGGGCGUGGGCGCCGACGACUACGACGCGUCCCCCGGCCACCAGCUCGAGCCGCUCGCGGAAAUCGACAGCCCGCCGCAGAGGCGCCGCGACGGCACGGACCCGAUGAGCACGCCCAAGCCGUCGAGGGAGCGCCUCGACGCCGCCGCCGCGCCGACCGACACCGUCAUCGCGCAGCACGUCAGGAACGUGCACGUGCCGCCGUCGCUGGCCAAGGAAUACAAGUCCAAGAACGGGCUCCAGACGCCGCGGCGGCCAUCAGCCCUGACGGCGAGCAUCGGGACCACCGCGGCCGGGCGCCCGGGCAAGAACCUGACGCUCAAGGAGCAGAGCAGCACCAUCGAGCGCCUGUCCAAGGAGAACUUUGACCUCAAGCUCAAGGUCAUGUUCCUCAGCGACCGCCUCGACAAGCUGUCCGAGGAGGGCAUCAAGGAGAUGAUUUCGGAAAACGUCAACCUCAAGACCAACUACGCUGUGCUGCAGCGCGACAACAAGAUGCUGCGGAAGCGGGUCAAGGAGCUGGAGCGCCAGGCCAGGGAGGACGACGACAACGCCCGCCCCGGCACGGCGCGCAGCGGCGCCGACUCGGCGGACCAGCAGCACGCGCCGCGGAUGGACGACGACGAGGCCCAGGAGCGCGAGGUGGAGCUGCUGUACCUGCGGGAGCGCGUCGAGGAGUACGCGUCCGAGAUUGAGCGGCUGCGCAACGAGGGCGUGCACCGCGAAAACGAAAAGCGCAAGAUGGCCGACCUGGUCAAGACCAUGGGCGACCGCGCGGGCGAGAGCCUCGGGCGCCAGGAGGAGGCCGACGUCUGGAAGGACCUGCUGGAGCAGGAGACGGCGCGCCGGGAGCAGGCCGACGAGGACAACGCCAGGCUGCGCGACGACGUGUUUCGGCUCAAGCGCGAGCUGUCGGCGGCGGCAGCGACCGCGACCGGGGGCCAGGGCGUCGCGCCGAUGCACCACACGACCAACAUCUACAACAUCACCAAGAAGCACAGGGACCCCAACGCGUCGCCGUCCCGCCCCGUGUCGGGCCUGUCGGGCGACGUCGAGGAGUCGCACGCCGGCCUGAGCGCGGCCACGACGCUCGUCGAGGACCUGCGCCGGGAGAGCGAGCAGCUGCGCCACGAAAACGCCGAGCUGCGCCGCGAGGUCGGCGCCCAGACGUCGAUGCUGGUGUCGCGGAACCGCGAAAAGGACCGCCUGUACUCGGAGAUUGAGGAGCUCAAGAUGGCGCAGCGGCGGGCGGCGGGCGGGGGCGUCGGGAUCGGCGGGGGUGUCGGCGGGGGCGUCGCGGCGUCGACCGUCGACAGCAUCCUCGAGCGGUCCGCGUCGCGCGCCGGAGGACCCGAGCGGCCCGGCUCGCGGGGCAGCGCCAGGACCCGGCAGACGCUGGCCGAGGACGACGAGGCGGAGCGGGAGGAGCUCGAGAACAGGCUGGCCGAGGCGCGCGACCGGCUCAGCGAGGCCAAGCUGCAGAACCAGGAGCUGCAGCGCGAGCUCGAGGCGUGCAUGCACGACUUCGAGACGGCCGUCGAGGACAAGCGGCGGGCCGAGGAGACGGCGCUGACGCUGCAGGAGGACCUCGAGACGGCCGUCGGCGACCUGGUGGCGAUCCAGGCCGAGCGCGACGAGGCGCUGCGCGAGCAGGGCGACAUGGAGGGCGAGUUCGAGGCGCUCCGCCGCGAGGCGCAGGACGAGAUCGACGCGCUCGAGGCCGAGGCGGACCAGCGCAACGAGGACGUGGAGCGGCUGCAGGCCGACCUGAGGGACCGGACCGAAAACUUUGACGCCUUGCAGGAAGAGAUGCGCAAGAUGAGCGAGGCCCUCGUCGGGCUCGAGGACGACCAGGACGACAAGAUGCGGCGGGUGGCGCAGCUCGAGGAGGAGCUCGAGGCGUCCAACCGGGAGCUCGAGGAGCUGGAGCGCAAGCUCAUCGAGGCCAACGACAAGAACCAGCGGCUCGCGGUGCAGCUCGAGUCGUCGCAGGGCGAGGUGGCGUUUCUGCGCGAGGAGCAGGAGGCGGACAAGAUCCGCAUCGGCGACGUCGAGGCGGCGCUGGCGCACACCGAACAAGGGCUGCGCGACGAGCGCGAGCGCGCCCGCGAGCUCGACGGCCGCCUGCAGCAGGAGCGCGUGCAGCGCGAGGUGGUGGCCGGCCGCGAAAAGGAGGAGGUGCAGCAGAUCGUCAACGAGCUCAACCGCGAGGCGUCGGCGGCCAAGGACGAGGUGCGCCGGCUGCGCAAGAGCCUGUCGUCGCGCGAGGUCGAGGCCACCGAGUGGAAGGAGAGGCUGAUUGAGCUGGAGAACAACCUCCGGGAGGCGCUGGGCGACCUCAACGGCACCCGGUCGUCGCUCCUCAAGUCCAUCGCCAAGAUGCAGCGCGAGCUCGAGAACACGGUGCGCGAGCUCGACGGCUCCCGGGCCGCCGUCAACGAAAAGGACCGCCUCAUCAAGCAGCGCGACGCCCUGCUCGAGUCGCACGCGCUCGAGAGCCGCCGCGUCGCCGAGCUGCUCGACAAGGAGCGCGUCGCCCACCGCAACACCAAGUCGCAGUUCGACACGUUCCAGAAGACGCACAGCCACCUGACGCAGACGGCCAGCACCCAGGACGUGCGCAUCGCCGAGCUCGAGACCACCCGCGGCCAGGACCGCCGCCGCCUCGCCCAGCUCGAGCAGACGGCCCGCGACCAGCUGCGCGAGCGCAACGAGCUGCUGCUGGCCCUGUGGCAGCACCUCAGCGCCCUCUGCGGCCGCGAGUGGCUCAACAACAACGCCCUCGUCGACCGCCAGGUCGUGCCCUCGGUCGAGGUCAUCGCCAGCCGCCUGCCCGGCUUCUCCAAGAACCUGCUCGCCGCCGUCAAGGCCGUCGAGGCCAUGUUUGCGUCGCUGCAGGCCAAGAUCCGCGCCGUCGAGCGCGACCUGCACCGCGAGUACCAGGCCCUCGAGAACAACCUCGACGUGCGCGUCAAGAAGCUCGACCGCCUCGAGGCCAUGGUGCGCAACUCGAUCGCCGCGGGACCCCUCGCCCACGACGUGCAGGGCCGCAUGCAGCGCCUCGAGGACGCCUACCGCCAGCUCAAGGUCGAAAACGCCACGCUGCGCACCGCCCACGACGUCCGCAGCCGCGCCUCGCACGCCGACGGCGCCCUGGCCUACGCGGGCGGCAGCGGUGGCAGCGGUGGCGGCUCCCCGUCGCCGGCCGUGCCGCGCGGGCCCAACGACCGCGACAGGAGCCGGUCGUCGCGCCAGGAGCGGAGCAGUAGGUCUGCGGGCUCGACGGCGAGCGGCAUCCCGCGCCCGGCGGCCCCGUCGACCACCUACGGGGCCAUGGACGUGGCGCUCGCCGGGGACGCCGAGGGUGGGGCCGGCAGCGGCAACAACAACAACAACGACAACCGCUGGCUGUUCCGGCUGCGCGACAUGGAGUACAAGCUCAAGAUGGAGCGCGAGGGGCGCAACCAGGAUCGUCAGGCGGCGCGCCAGCGGCUGGGGGGGCUGGAGCUGGAGAACCGCGACCUGCGGGAUCGCAUGCGGCGCAGCGAGGAAUAG
This is a messenger RNA of Purpureocillium takamizusanense, 4515 nucleotides long. RefSeq lists its product as uncharacterized. The record is from RefSeq and is a predicted model, not a curated record. The coding region runs from base 1 to 4515 and encodes 1504 amino acids. Lineage: Eukaryota; Fungi; Ascomycota; Sordariomycetes; Hypocreales; Ophiocordycipitaceae. The transcript has 2 exons. Gene Ontology annotation, cellular component: microtubule organizing center.